AUGGGCCCGGGCUGGCGGGCGCCGUCGGCGGCGCUGGUGGGCGGCAGCGUGGCGCUGUUCGGGGCGCUGCGGCGGGCGGCGCGGCUCCUGCCGCGUCCCGCCGCCGUGCGGAGCCGCCCCGGCCGCGCCUGGCGCUGGGGCAACCUGCUCGUCUCCUUCGCGCACUCCGUGCUCGCCGGGCUCUGGGCCCUGCUCAGCCUCUGGCACUCCCCGGAGCUGCUCUCCGACAUCCAGGACGGCUACUGCGUCUCGGGGCACCUGCUGGUCUGCUUCUCCUCAGGCUACUUCAUCCACGACAGCCUGGACAUCGUCUUAAGCCACCAGUCGCGCUCGUCCUGGGAGUACCUGGUGCACCACGCCAUGGCCAUCUCUGCCUUCGUCUCGCUCAUCAUCACGGGCCGCUUCCUGGUGGCGGCGAUGCUGCUGCUGCUGGUGGAGGUGAGCAACAUCUUCCUCACCACGCGCAUGCUGCUGAAGAUGAGCAACGUGCCUUCCCCAGCGCUCUACGAGGUCAACAAGUACGUCAACCUGGUGAUGUACUUCAUCUUCCGCCUGGCGCCCCAGGCCUACCUCACCUGGUACUUCCUGCGCUACGUGGAGGUGCAGGGCCAGGGUGCCUUCCUCAUGGCCAACCUCUUGCUGCUCGACGCCAUGAUCCUCAUGUACUUCUCCCGCCUCCUGCGCUCUGACUUCUUCCCCUCCUCGCGCAAGGCCUCUGCAGGGAGAGACGUGGACGGGGAGAAGUUCCUAAUAGACUGAGACGAGUGUGCCGGGGCGGGAGCCGGUCUCCAGCUCCUGGAGGCCUUGGGCCUUCCUUGCCUGCUCUGAUGUGCCUUAGGGCUCGCUCCCUGGCCACGGGCCAUGCCUUCACCCGCUCUGCUGCCUGGAAGCACUACCCUGCUGGACCAGCCCGACAGCCUUGCAAAGCCACGGGGACGCCACCGGAGCCAGACCGACGGGAAAGGAGCCAAAGCUGGCUUCCACGCAGGGUGCUUGAGGGCCGGGGGUGGCUGCCUUUUGCAGCUGAUGGCCUGAGAGAGUUGCAAGGGAAGGGACGAGUCCCUCCUGUGUUGUUGUUGGGUGUUACGUGCAUUAAAUCGGUCUGUUCACUGCUGCCGCA
This is a messenger RNA of Rhea pennata, 1120 nucleotides long. It is a transcript of the gene TLCD1, whose product is annotated as TLC domain containing 1. The transcript has 4 exons. Gene Ontology annotation, biological process: phospholipid homeostasis; plasma membrane organization; membrane assembly. Bases 1 to 759 code for a protein of 252 amino acids. Gene Ontology annotation, cellular component: plasma membrane. The record is from RefSeq and is a predicted model, not a curated record. NCBI's taxonomy places the organism in Eukaryota, Metazoa, Chordata, Aves, Rheiformes, Rheidae.